Fibroporia radiculosa is the source of this 246-nucleotide messenger RNA. RefSeq lists its product as uncharacterized. Bases 1 to 246 code for a protein of 81 amino acids. The record is from RefSeq and is a predicted model, not a curated record. NCBI's taxonomy places the organism in Eukaryota, Fungi, Basidiomycota, Agaricomycetes, Polyporales, Fibroporiaceae. The transcript is spliced from 3 exons.
AUGGGCGAAUCCUACCACUGGCGCAUGCAGCUUAACAACUACCUCCAGAGCAACGGAGGUUCCAAGAUAUUAACUUGGGAUGUGUACCAAUCUGGCCCACAACACCAGCCUGUUUGGACAGCGAUCGCAUACAUACGAGGGGUUGAAUAUGGUAGGAGCAUGGGCUCCAGCCAAGGCGGUGUAAAAGAGGAAGCAGCUCGCCAGACGUUAGCUGCCCUCUAUCAAGAUCGAGGUGCCCGGAGAUGA